AUGUCGAAUCCGAGACAAGCCAUCAACGCCUCUGAUCGCAGUCGGGCUGUGAAGUUCAGGAACCAGCUGGCCCAGGAACUUGCCAGCGUUCUGCCCAAAGACUUCGAGUUUAAAGCGUACCACCUAUCGACAACCCCUGCGGCCACCGAAGCCCUUUGCUAUCCUCCUGCGUUGAAGUCGUCUGCCGACCCCAAGAACCCUGCCGAAGCACAGUCGAGGGAUAGGCGGCCGAGCAAGCCUUUGAAGACAUACUGCGAAAAACAUUUCCUGGCUGUUUCAGUCGAAGCUCCAAAGAAUGGAGGGCAGUCGAAGAGGAGCGAAGUCCUAGUCCUUGGGCUCGAGAUCUACAUUUAUACCACUGCUUUCAACACCACUAUCUUCGUUGCAAAGGCGGACUCGACUGGAUACCUACAUCUCCUGAACCUACCCAAGGGAGCAUCCUCCCCAAUUCGCGAAGUUACGGCAGUGUUUCUCAAAUUCCUCGUUACCAGUCGAAGACGCAAUUCAAAGCAAUUAGUUGUCAACCUCUUUGCACGCGCUCAGUCGCAAUACCUAUUCCCGGGCAGCGUCAAGAACAGUGGCAAACACGUCCUGGAUGACAGGCGCUUGAUCAAGUGGUGGUGUCGGGUCCUAAACCCACUUGUCGAGAACGAUGCCACCACAAGAAAAAAGCAGGAGACAUGGAACCGCGUACAUGGGUAUCUGAUUAUACCUGGGCUAGAUAACUAUGAGACGAGAGCCUUCCUUCCUCGGUCCUCUUUCAAUUGGACCUUCGAUCAUCCUCUUGAGCACAUCUCCCUAUACACAAAGGACGCAUCGACGUUCGACCGCGAAAUUCCCGCCAGGUGUCUCAUACCGACGUAUCCGGAUGAUCCCAAAGCCCGAUUCGUGCAAGAGCUGGAAGACUCGACAUCGGAGAAGGCCAAGUUGGUUGGCGGUUGGAAGAGCCCAAGAACAUUAGAACAGUUCUGGGAGAUGAUGGCCUUUCGGCAGGAGUGUUCCAGUGGACGGAUGACGGGAUUCAUAUGGGUUGUUUUUGACCCCGAGUCUACGACGACGGCACCAGGGGGUUCGGCUUCGAAUGAGCGGAGCUCUGCUGCGUUCAUGUCUACACCAAACGCUUCCUUCUGCGCACCUGCGGUCGAGACAGCGUGUCCUUCUACCCCAGUGAUGAGUCAACAUGAUAUUGUCUCACUUGUUACUCCAACUUCUACACCGUCGAAACCCGCUACAGCGGCGCCUGGCAAUCAGUCACGCAAGCAGCCUACUAAGAAGGUGCUCACAGGGCGGAUUCUUCCUCGGAAGCCCCAGAUCAAAAGGAAACACCGAACGAAGUUUCCCAAACAGAUUGAAACGCCUCACUAUUACUGGCCCGAGGAAGGUCGAGGACAGGUAGUACUCAACGAGAGCGGCUACAAUAGGGCUAUUGAACUACUACUACACCUAGAUUUUGGCACUCUGGAACAGGCGGUUACAAGCACGGCCAGGUGGACCAAUGAGGUGAACAUGAGCCAAGAUUGGGCCCUCAACGUCAUCGGUUGUAGGGAAAUAACUUCUCAGCCGCCAUCCAGCAGCGCCGGCACAGUCAAUAACCUGUCGGCGAUGACCAGAAGGAAACGACCAGUUGCAGAAGCGAGUGCCGGCUCCUCCCCUGCUCCUGUGAACGUGCUCGGCAGUGGGUUAGUACGUAAGAAAGCAAAGCUUGAGGCGGGCGACAACCCGUCAACGCCCGCAACAGGCGGCAUGCCUCGAUCGACUGAUACAGAGCCCAGAGUCAAUGUCCUCGGAGCCGGACUAGUUCGAAAGAAGGCGAAGCCAUGUUGA
Messenger RNA from Anthostomella pinea, 1824 nucleotides. The record is from the annotation of a GenBank genome assembly. Lineage: Eukaryota; Fungi; Ascomycota; Sordariomycetes; Xylariales; Xylariaceae.